Papaver somniferum (opium poppy) is the source of this 795-nucleotide messenger RNA. RefSeq lists its product as uncharacterized. The record is from RefSeq and is a predicted model, not a curated record. The transcript is spliced from 2 exons. Lineage: Eukaryota; Viridiplantae; Streptophyta; Magnoliopsida; Ranunculales; Papaveraceae. The coding region runs from base 1 to 795 and encodes 264 amino acids.
AUGGAGAGGAUGAUGCGACAAAUUUCUACAGUGAUUGUUCCAUCGUAUGAAGGAAAUAUGGAGCAUGCAAAUGCUAUGUUCCAAAAUCAUCAAAGACCAAGUGGGAAGCAAGUUAAGCAACCGGUAACAUCACCGGAAACUCAUGGAAUUGUUUUGGAGCAAGAAGAGGACGAAACAGCCCCUAACAAGGCUGAUUUGGUAACAAAUACUCAUUUUAAACCUCUUGUUUCUAAUAAUGUCACUCCACCUUUUGCUAGUAAGUUUGCAAAGUCAAAUAAGGAGACGUUAUACAAAAAGAUCUAUGAGAUAUUCAAGAAGAUCCAAGUGAAAAUACCAUUCCUUGAGGCGAUAAAGCAAGUUCCCCGCUAUGCAAAGUUUUUAAAGGAGUUGUGCACUAACAAGCACAAAUUGACCGGUAAUGAAGUAAUGAGUGUGGGGGAAAACGCUACGGCGUAUCUUUUAAAGAAACUCCCACCUAAAUUAAAAGAUCCCAGUAGUUUCACUGUACCUUGCACAAUUGGUAAGACAAGUUUUACAAAAGCUUUGAUAGAUUUAGGUGCAUCCAUUAAUGUUAUGCCUUCUUCAAUUUAUGAAUCCUUAAAUCUUGGUCCUCUCAAAAGUACCGACGUAGUUAUAGAACUUGCCGAUAGAUCUAAUGUUUAUCCGAAAGGGGUUGUUGAGGAUGUUUUGGUGCAGGUUAAUGAGCUUAUAUUUCCGGCGGACUUCUAUGUUCUUGAUAUGAAUAAUGGAAAUUAUCCUCGUCUACACCUUUGUUGUUGGGUAAACCGUUUAUGA